GGCAACCACAUCAGUCAAAGCAUAGAGUAAACAUGAUUAUGCAGCUCUUGACCUGCCCCAAUAAAAAUUAGUUCUGGCAUUAUCAAAGCAAAUUAAAACUAGACUAGAUAACCAAGUUGUUCACAUUCACUAGUCACCAUUACUACCCGUUUUUCUCUUAGUGACAAAAUUUUGGUCGGAGCAUGCGUUCUUUGUGUUUCAGUUUCAUAAUCGGACCUACAAACUAUGUGAAGAAAGUUCCAUCAGUACUAUCUUCUCAAGCCAGCUUCUCAGCUUCCGAAUACAGUAUUAGAUUGGAUGUCAAUAAGCAUCAGAUUGUCAGUAGUCAUAGAAGCAGAAGGAAUUCCUAUACCUACAAUAGCAGAAAAGGAGGAAUUAGAGAGGAUCCGCUGUUAGGAGGCGGAGGAGGAGAUGUGGUGGUUGCCGCGCAGGUUCGGUGUGAAGUGGAAGUGGUGUCUUGGCGAGAACGGAGGAUUAAAGCUGAGAUUCCGGUGAACGCUGAUGUGAAUUCUGUUUGGAAUGCUCUCACUGACUACGAAAGGCUUGCCGAUUUCGUCCCUAAUCUCGUUAGCAGUAGGAGAAUUACUUGUCCAUGUCCUGGACGGAUUUGGUUGGAGCAAAGAGGUCUCCAACAAGCGCUUUAUUGGCACAUAGAAGCUCGCGUUGUAUUGGAUCUUCAAGAAUUCAUUAACUCGGUAAGCAUAUGAAAUCUGUUUUUGGGAGCUGUGACAUUCUAAUCUAUGAAGGCUCACAUAAAAAUUUGAUUGGGUAUUUUAAAUUAAUAGUAGACUAUUAGCAUACUCUGACUACAGUCCAUGCUUGUCUAGAAACAAGAGUUGUGCCACAAGUAAGUCUGAAAAACAAAAAGUUAAUCUGCUGGAAAAUAAGCCAAUACAGAGAGUAUCUUACUAGUGUCUAUCCAGUUUUCUUGAUAAAUAAUAUUUGUCCAUUGCCUAUCCUCUUCCCUAUUUCUUAUCCAAUUGAUGGAGUUGCAAAUGAGCAAUUCCUUUUGGUUAUUUUGCUUUUGUUUAUCAGUUACUGGAUUCACGUCAAUCUCCAUAGAGCCAAAUACCAAACCCAUUUGACAGUCGAAAUUCCCAUAUCUUUUUGUUUCGAUUAAGUGAGGGUAUGACUACUGUAUUGUUCUAGUUUUCAUUCAUUGUACUUAAGCUAUGACAUACUGAUCCUUAAAUCUCCAGAGCCAAAUGCGUCAGAUGCAAAAGCUAUGGGGGUUUCUAUAAAUUAUCCCAACAUGACAGUUGACUCAACUUGAAAAUGUUACUUAAGAAGUGGUUAUUAGUUAUAUGAAAUUUCUUCUGUAUUUAAGUAUAGGUGUCUGGGGUUAAAUGGUACUUAUAGACUUUAUAACUUUUCGAGUGCGCUUCUCCUAAGCAAAGUCAUUGUGCCGAAUAUGAUUACAUUUUUCACAAGCAGCGAUAAUUCUUCUUAUUUUUCCGCAUAUAGAACAAUAUUCGCUUUUCCAGCAGUCAUCUAGAACACUGGGAGACGUCUAAAGAAUGUCAGUUACUUCGCUGUUUCAUGAGAAAGAUCUCCUAGGAGCUUCCUUUCUAAAUUUUAAUUUUCAGAGCUUGUCUCCUUAAUAGCAAUAUUUGUGUAUAUCUAAACAAUUUUCAGAUCCAUUUCGCAGCUGCAUUUCAUGUGUAGCAUAUGGAGUAGAAUAUGUAUUGUGAUUUGUGUAUAGUUAUAAAUAGGGCUACUGUAAAACAUUUAAUAGAAUAUCAAUAAUAUAUUUUUUUUCCGUGCUUUCUCACAUGGUAUCAGAGAGGUAGUGAGAAAAUACUCGUUGUGCAAUCUACCAACGAUUACGGGAAGAAACGGUCGCUGUGCAACUUUUCCGGUGGCUGUUUGCGUCAAAACCAUUUUUUACUAGGAGUGAGGCGCCCAAGGUAGAAUUGACCCGACUAGGACCCCAAGUCUUUACUAAAAUGAACUCUGCAACAUUGUGGCCAAAAUUUUAGGUUUCAACUCGCUGUAAAGAAAAUAUAACUGCCUUUCGCUGAUAAUUGUUUGU
Nicotiana tabacum (common tobacco) is the source of this 2032-nucleotide messenger RNA. NCBI's taxonomy places the organism in Eukaryota, Viridiplantae, Streptophyta, Magnoliopsida, Solanales, Solanaceae. The record is from RefSeq and is a predicted model, not a curated record.